AUGUCAGAUAUAGAGUCGAUGCUUAAAGUACCUGAAGUAAAGCAUUUUACUUUCGAUCAAAUUCCCGAUUUGACCGGAAAAGUUGCAGUUGUUACAGGAGGAAAUGACGGGAUAGGAUAUAUUACCUGUAGGGAAUUGGCCAGACAAAAUGCUCAUGUGUUUGUAUUAAGUCGUACCGUGGAGAAAGGUCAGGAAGCCGUUGAAAACAUCAAAUCUGAAACUGGUAAUCAGAAUGUUGAAUUUCUAAAAUUGGAUUUAAAAAGCUUAAAUUCUGUUAAAGAAUGUGCCGAAAAUUUCUUGGAUAGAAAUUUACCAUUGCACAUUCUAAUUAACAAUGCAGGAACCACGGCAGCUAAAUUUUCACUUACUGAGGAAGGAAUUCAAGAGGAAUUUGGUGUAAAUUAUGUCGGACAUUUUUUAUUAUUGGAAAAAAUUAAAGCUUCACAACCAGCACGUAUAGUAAAUCUUAGUAGUCACGGUCAUAAAUUUGUUAAGGGUGAAAAUUUCUUCGAGAAAUUAAAUGAUCCUGCUCAACACUCAAUGUCACGUAUGGUUAAUUCCGGCACGUUAAAGAGAAACGAUUUUUCUGUACCAGACACGUUCUUUAUUCAUUCAAUCUCAACUGAAGAUGGUGCUAUUACUACCUUAUAUUGUGCUACAAGUCCAGAAAUCGAAGAGAACAAUUACCGUGCAAAGUAUUUUGAACCAUUUGGUAAUGAAAGUGAACCGUCCAAAUGUGCUCAAGAUGAGGAUUUAGCUAAAAGACUUUGGGAAUACACCGAGAAUUUGAUAGACGAAAAAUUCCCACAAAAAUAA
Molecule: messenger RNA, 816 nt
Organism: Racocetra persica
Lineage: Eukaryota; Fungi; Glomeromycota; Glomeromycetes; Diversisporales; Gigasporaceae
Source: the annotation of a GenBank genome assembly